UAAAAGUAAUUUCGACUACAUUUUAUCUUGACAUGUCAAGUUAUCAAAUUUUUUCCCAAUAUUUAUAACAAUUUUUAUUCAUUUAUUUAUUUUCAUAUCCAUAUUAUCUAUAUAUUUAGGAAUGAAGUAGUUUAAAUAUUAUAAGAAAAUUAUCAAAACUCGAUUUUAUUAAAAUUUACUAAUUCACUUUAACUGCUGCAAUUUAUUAUAUUUUAGAAAAUGUUACUUUUAUGUAGUAUGUUUUCUACGUAUUCCAAAGGCCUUAAAAGCACGUUAUUGAUUGGAAAUUCAAGAUAUUUAAGUAAAGCUAAAGUAACUAUUUUAGGGAUUGAAACUUCUUGUGAUGAUACUGGUUGUGCUGUUGUUGAUGAUACUGGUAAAAUAUUAGGUGAAUCUUUGUACUCUCAAAACGAUAUUCACAUAAGGUAUGGUGGUGUAAAUCCACUUAUUGCUUAUGAACUUCAUCGUAAUAAUAUUGAAUUGGCUGUUAAUAAAGCAAUACAAUCAUCUAAUUUAAAAAUAAGUAAUAUAGAUGCAAUUGCUGUAACUACAAAACCAGGUAUGCUCAUAAAUCUGCAAGUUGGAGUAAAAUAUGCAAAAUAUCUUGCAAGAAAAUUUCACAAGCCUUUAAUACCUAUUCAUCAUAUGGAAGCUCAUGCCUUAGUUACUAGAAUGUAUCAAACCAUAGCAUUUCCAUUUAUAGUUUUACUUAUAUCAGGAGGACACUGCCUUUUAGCUGUUGCUAAAGAUGUUGACGAAUUUCUUUUACUUGGAGAAGGAUUAGAUAAUGCACCAGGUGAAAUUAUGGACAAAGUUGCUAGAAGAUUAAAAUUAAAAAAUGUAACAGAAUACUCAUUAAUGCCUGGAGGAAAAGCAAUAGAGGUUGCAGCACGUAAAGCAUUAAAUCCUGAACAGUUUAAAUUUCCGUUGCCUUUAGCAAGGUAUCGAGAUUGUAAUUUUAGUUUCAGUGGACUAAAAGAUUCAGUAUUCCGUUCAUUGACAAAGAAAGAAUCUGAGCACGGCACAAUUGGGGAUGAGAUUGUUCCAGAAGUGAAUGAUUUAUGUGCAGCCUUUCAGCUUGCUGUUGCUGAACACAUAGCACACAGAACAGAACGAGCUUUAAUAUUUUGUGAAAAAGAAGAUCUUAUAAGCAGUCACAAUAGAACAAUUAUUGUAUCUGGUGGUGUUGCAUGUAAUGAUACCAUAUUUCAGUCUAUUGAAUUGAUUGGUAAGAAAAUGGGGUAUAGAGUUUAUAGGCCUCCAUCUAGAUUGUGUACAGAUAAUGGAGUAAUGAUAGCAUGGAAUGGGAUAGAGAAAUUUAGAAAACAAAUUGAUAUAUUUUCAGAUAUUGAUCUUAGUGAUGUAACUCCUAUUGCACCUUUAGGUAAAAGCUUAGUAAAUGAAGUGAAGGCUGCUCAGAUACCAGUGAGGGUAACAAGAUUAAAAAAACAUGGAUUUACAUGAAAAAACAUUGUACAUUUCUUUAAUACUGCUUAUGAAUUUGCUUUCUGAACACUCUGACAUCUAUUUAUGUAAGAGAAAGAAUCAGUAAUUGUUUAAAUAUUCUAAGAAAUUAUUAUAAUAAGAAAAAAUAAUAUAAACAGUUUCCAGAUUUUACAUAGUUUUAAUUAAUUAAAUCUAUUACAUAUAGAUUACUCUUGAUGAUCAUGCAUGUUCACAAGAAGUUUCUCCUUUAUUUAGGUGUAGUAGUCUGUAAAUCUGAAAAAAAAAACUUGUUUAAUGAAUUUAUUCAAAAAUAAUGAAUAAGUUAGUAAUGGCAAUCGACACACAACAUGGAUGUAGAAUAUUAUAUUUUCAAUCCUUAUUUUAUUAUGAAACAUUUUUCAAAUAUUUUUGUUGUAAAUUUAGUUAUGCAACUAUAGUUAGAUAGUAACUAAAAGCUUUUUAAUGUUUAUUAUUAGGAGUUUCAUA
Molecule: messenger RNA, 1932 nt
Organism: Galleria mellonella (greater wax moth)
Lineage: Eukaryota; Metazoa; Arthropoda; Insecta; Lepidoptera; Pyralidae
Product: tRNA N6-adenosine threonylcarbamoyltransferase, mitochondrial-like
Exons: 1
Coding region: 220-1464 (414 amino acids)
Biological process (GO): tRNA threonylcarbamoyladenosine modification
Cellular component (GO): mitochondrion
Source: RefSeq, a predicted model, not a curated record